Messenger RNA from Mycotypha africana, 2035 nucleotides. RefSeq names its product P-loop containing nucleoside triphosphate hydrolase protein. Gene Ontology annotation, cellular component: mitochondrial matrix. The transcript has 6 exons. The coding region runs from base 98 to 1906 and encodes 602 amino acids. The record is from RefSeq and is a predicted model, not a curated record. Lineage: Eukaryota; Fungi; Mucoromycota; Mucoromycetes; Mucorales; Mycotyphaceae. Gene Ontology annotation, molecular function: ATP binding; ATP hydrolysis activity. Gene Ontology annotation, biological process: proteolysis; protein catabolic process.
AUAAAUUCAACGUUCUCUAGUUUUCAUUGCCCCGUAUUUCUUUCUUUCAUUUUUCGUCGCUUUUUUUCAAUAUUAUUUUUUUUUUUGCAAACAUACCAUGGAGUCCAGAUUCUUCCAUCAAUCUUCCUCACGUCUCACAUUAGUUCAUAUGAAUAAAGCCUUGCAUAGUAACGUAUUUCAGCGACGACGUUUUCAUAAGUUAGACUCGAGCGUUGUAUUCAAUCCAAGAACUAUUGUAAGCCAUCUGAAUGAUUACGUUAUCGGUCAGGUUAAGGCUAAAAAAACAUUAGCGGUAGCAGUAUUCAAUCACUAUAACAGAGUCAGAUUGAAUGUGAUGCGUCAAUACGAACAACAAGAGCACAAACAGUACCAACGUCAACGGCAACAACAGCAACAAUUGUUUGUCGAGCAUCACCAUCCAACCUUACCUUACGAAUAUUAUCACGAGAAAGGUAACCGUAAUACACCAAUACAAAGCAUGGGAUCCAAUUUUGUACCUGCUGACAGACUGCCAUCCGCCAAUCAAAACACUGCUAACGGUCAACAACAAUAUCGACGAAAUUGGGAGAACCCUCAGACAACUAACAGCUCAUCCGGAGCAGCAAUAAUAAACAAACUACACGAUCAAACGACAAGAGAUGCAAUUAUAGCGGAGGACAAAGACGAUAAAAACAGAAUAAUAAUGUAUGAUAAAAGCAAUGUCAUAUUGAUUGGCCCAACCGGCUCGGGCAAGACGUUGUUGGCUAGAACACUAGCCCAAAUACUUCAGGUCCCCUUUUCAAUGUCAGAUGCUACACCUUUCACUCAAGCAGGUUAUGUUGGAGAAGACGUUGAGCUAGUCAUUCAAAGAUUAUUACGGGCAUGUGAUUAUGAUGUGAAAAAAGCAGAAAUGGGUAUUGUAUUUAUUGACGAGAUUGAUAAAAUUGCACGAAGAUCGGACACUAUGUCCAAUGCAAGAGAUGUGUCUGGCGAAGGUGUACAACAAUCUCUAUUACGUAUGUUGGAAGGAACUAUUGUGAAUAUAACUGAAAAAUCUAAUAGCCACCAGCACUAUCAUCAACAUGGACCACCCAAUGGAAGCAGUACAAGUGCUAGUGGAAAUGGUAGUCAAUGCGGUGAUAAUGGCAGAAAAGGAGGAAUUAGCAUGCCUGGCAUACCUGGAAAUAACAUCAAUCAUCCUACAUCAGCCACAAGUAAUGGAAAAGGCGAAACCUAUUCUGUGGAUACCAGUAACAUAUUAUUCAUAUUGAGUGGUGCUUUUGUUGGAUUGGAGAAGAUAAUACAAAACAGAGUAGCCAAAGGGUCAAUAGGCUUUGAUGCGCUUAUCAGUGGGAAAGGAGACAAAAAUGACAAAAUUGAAAUGGAAUCUCAUGAUGGCAGAAAGCGAGCUGUACAACCAUUGACACUGACCGAACCAUCAGAUCUUAUCCAGUAUGGCUUGAUACCUGAAUUUGUUGGAAGAUUACCUGUGAUUGCCUCUGUGGAUAACCUGACAUCAGAUGACCUGGUUAAAGUUCUAACAGAACCUAAAAAUUCCUUACUAAAGCAAUAUCAAGGAUUAUUCUCAUUGAAUAAGGUCAAUCUUAGAUUUAGCAGAUCUGCUUUGAAUAAUAUUGCAAAAAUAGCACUUGAAAAGAAGACAGGCGCUAGAGGUUUACGGAGAAUUAUGGAAAACUUGUUGUUGGACCCUAUGUACGAUACCCCAGCAUCUACUGUUAAACAUGUCAUUAUUACCAGCAAGGUAGUAACAGGAGAGAGAAAAUCAAUAUAUCUGGAAAAGAAUCAAAAGCAACUAGGCAACAAAAUUAUUGCUGAAGAUGAUGGCGAUGCUGUUACAGACGAAGGUUUUAAUAAUAGUGAUAAUGAUAGCAAUCAAAAUGGAAAGCUUCAAGCCACCUUUGUAUAAUAAUGCAGUCAAAAAGUACAUUUUCUGCGACAAUGAAGCCUUCCUUUGUCUAGUUUUGCAGACAUGUUGAAGUCCCUGCUAUAAAUUAGUGCACAAAGAUACUAUAUUCGCAUAAAUGUGAAAGACAUA